Theileria orientalis strain Shintoku is the source of this 2829-nucleotide messenger RNA. RefSeq names its product 1-deoxy-D-xylulose-5-phosphate synthase. The transcript has 3 exons. The record is from RefSeq and is a predicted model, not a curated record. Gene Ontology annotation, biological process: terpenoid biosynthetic process. Lineage: Eukaryota; Apicomplexa; Aconoidasida; Piroplasmida; Theileriidae. Bases 1 to 2829 code for a protein of 942 amino acids. Gene Ontology annotation, molecular function: 1-deoxy-D-xylulose-5-phosphate synthase activity.
AUGGAAUUUAAGUACAUUUUAUCGCACUGUGCUGUGUUUCUUUGUUUUAUUAAAGGAAUCCAGUCUUAUCGCAAUGUUUCACCGAGUUAUUCACGGCUGAUGCCACACUCUGAAAUUAAGCAAAUGGUCAUUAAUAAUACACAAAACGCCGGUGUAAAUGAUAGCAAAAGUAAUAACAAUCACUGUAGAUUCCAAUUAAAUUUAUUUAAUGGCACACAUUGUGCCAAUAAACUCUAUAACUUUAGCAGAAUAAGUGAUGAGUGUGUAGAUAGAUUUAACACUAAUUCACCGAAGAAUGAUAAACAUAGCUGUAAAUUAUAUAAUUUUAGUGGAAAUUUGAGUGAUUCUCAUGAUACUGGGGAUCGUAAUAGAGAUUUAAAAAGCUGUGAGUUAUUAUUUAAAGUGAACAGUCCUAAGGAAUUGAAGGAGAUCCCAGUUGACUGCCUCUUCAAACUGUGCAAUGAAAUCCGCACAUACCUGGGAGAGAAGAUAUCCAGGUCAGGAGGCCACUUUUCGGGCUCUUUGGGAGUGACUGAGCUGACAGUGGCACUGCACUACGUCUUCGACUCGCCAGAGGAUAAGAUCGUCUGGGACAUAGGACACCAGGCGUAUGUGCACAAGAUGCUGACGGGAAGGAGAGACAGGCUCGAAACGAUGAGGAAGAAGGGCGGCCUAUCAGGGUUCUGCAGAACGUACGAGAGCGAGCACGACGUGUUCGGAGCAGGCCACUCGUCAACUUCGAUAUCAUUCAGUCAGGGGCUGUGGGAGGCGCAAAAGUUACUGAGUGACAAUGGCAUUGAAAAUGGAGUUGAGGUGGACAGUAAAGUAAUUUCGAUCAUCGGAGACGGCGGAAUGACUGGCGGCUUGGCCUACGAAAGUCUCAACUACGCGAUUAACUUGAAAACGCCUCUGGUGAUCAUCUAUAACGACAACGACCAGGUCUCACUGCCAACGGGUCUGAGUUCAGCAAUGGGCUAUAGGCCAGUGUUGCCGUUUUUUAUGGAAAAAACAUCGGGGCAGGAGGUGAAGCCACUAAAUGAGGCACUAAAAGAGUUUUACACAUCACUAUUAAACAAAAACAACAACAAUGGCAGUGUCGCCAGUAGCAGUGGCAGUAGUUCUGGUGAUUUAAAUGUAAUUGGGCCCAUAGACGGGCACAAUAUAUAUGAAUUGAUACAGCUGUUCAACAUGAUAAAGAACCCACAGCAGUACGGAGGAAGCAACGCCACUACAACCACGGGCCACAGGGAGAGGUGCUUGUAUGUUGGAAAUGCAAGGGUGGAUGGGCCCCUAAUAAUACAUAUUAAGACGAUUAAAGGACUGGGAUGCCCACAGGCAAUAAAAAGCCUGGACACUCUGCACUCAAUAGGGCCAAAUACGCACCUAACAAUGGUGGAUUUAGUCUUAAAUAAUGCCACUAGUGUGCAAGACUUGAGUAAUAUUGGCCAUGAUGAGAACAGUGGUAUUAACACAAGCGGAGGUACCGCCAACGGUGAUGCCAGUAUCACCGGUAACGACAAUGAUAAUAUCAGUAGCUUUAACGGUAACAUCAGCAAGGACAAUGACACUGGAAGUGGCGUGAUUGAUACAAGUCAUUCGCUGGAGUACUACAGAAAGUACAUCAGCAACGCUGGUGACAAAGCCUCUGUUAAGGACGAAGUGUUCGACUCCGAGAGCUACAGCCACGUGUUUGCACGGACCCUGGUCAAGUUGGCGGAAGUUGACCCGAAAAUAGUGGCAGUCACAGCAGCAAUGCCAGGAGGGACGGGAGUGGGCAUCUUCGGAGCAUUCCACCCGAGCCGCACGUUCGACGUGGGAAUAUGCGAGCAGCACGCAGUAACCUUCUCGGCAGGACUGGCCUCAGCGGGCCUGAAGCCCUUCGUGUCGAUAUACUCGACGUUCCUGCAGCGCAGCCUGGACCAGCUGAUCCACGACGUGCUCAUACAGGACAUCAACAUCAAGCUGUUGAUCGACAGGGCAGGCUACGUGGGCGAAGACGGCCUGUCACACCACGGCAACUACGACGUCAACAUGCUGCGGAUGUUUAAAAACCUCGCAUUCAUGUUCCCGAGUGAUCAGGUGGACCUGGCGCUGAUGCUUAAGCUGGCAUCUGACUUGAAUAGACCAGUGGCAAUAAGGUAUCCGAAGGAUAAAGUGCCUAACAAGAGUCAACUGGGCUACGAUGGAGCCUUUUACGACUAUGUUAGGCAUUUUAAUUUUUUGAAUGACAUAAGUACUGCUACUGGUGCUUACGAUGAUAUCACUACCAAUGCCACUACUGGUACUGCUAUUAAUAAUGGUACUGGUGCUAGUUAUGGUACCAUUACGGGUGCCGGUAUAGGUACAGUUACUGGUGAUAGUUAUGCUAAUAAUGGCAGUGCAAGUUACAAUGAGUUCAGCGCAUACUAUAACGACUUGAGGAACUUUAAGAGUAAAGUGGUCAGACAGGGCAGAGAUGUGGCAAUUUUAAGUCUGGGCCCAGUGGUACACAACGUAAUCAAGUCGUUGGACUAUUUGGACAGCGCCUUUGACCCAACGGUCAUCGAUAUGAGAUUUCUGAAUCCCCUGGACGUUUCAGUCCUAGAGAAGCUGAAGCGGAGCCAUGGCCGUUUAGUGAUCGUUGAAGAGGUAAUUUCCGGAGGAUUGGGGACUGCAGUACUUGAGCAUUUGGCUGAGAUUAAUCAGUUAUCGCAAUUCAAGAUCAAGUGCAUCAACUACCCUUACGAGUUCAUCCACCACGCCACUAGGCAGGAGCAGAUGGAAAUGGCGCAAAUCGACCCCAAGGGCAUCGCAAAUCAAAUACGGAAGCAUGAAAUGUUAGUAACAUAA